Messenger RNA from Closterium sp. Naga37s-1, 996 nucleotides. The record is from the annotation of a GenBank genome assembly. Lineage: Eukaryota; Viridiplantae; Streptophyta; Zygnematophyceae; Desmidiales; Closteriaceae.
AUGUCCCUCCGAACCACCAGCAGCGGCGAAGCGACAGAAACCCUACUAUCGGAACCAGCAGGAACUGCGGCAGCCGCGUCAGCGCAAGCGGCGGCGGGCCCAGCGGCGGUCCCGGCGGUCCCGGCGGUCCCGGCGGCGCAAGCGGCGCAGGCUACGCAGGCGGCGCAGCAGCUGGCGCGGUGGCGGCAGCAGCAAGGCGCGAGCUGGCAGUCGUUCGCUCUCGAUCUCGCACUCGGCGGCGCUUUAGGCGGCGUGUCGCACACGAUCGUGGCGCCGAUCGAGCGCGUGAAGCUGCUGCUGCAGACGCAGGACAGCAACGCCGCCAUCCUCGCGGGGCAGCACCGGCGGUACCGCGGAUUCGUCGACGCGGUGACGACUAUCGUGAAAGAGGAAGGCUUCUGGGCGCUCUGGAGAGGGAACGGCACGAGCGUCAUGCGCUACUACCCCUCGCUCGCGCUCAAUUUUGCUUUCAAGGACUACUAUCGCGUUCUCUUCGCCCCCUCGCACCUACUCACAGACCCUUCGGCCACGCGAAUCGCGGCAGGAAACUUCCUGGCAGGCGCAGCAGCAGGCGCCACGAGCCUCCUAGUCACGUACCCCCUAGACGUGGCGCACACGCGCCUAGCCACCGAUAUAGGCACGCGCAGGCAGUUUGCAGGCAUGCGAUCCGUUAUAGCGGCGCUCUGGCGGGCGGAGGGGGUCCGAGGCUUAUAUCGCGGAUUUCCUGCGUCUGUGCAUGGGAUCAUCGUGCAUAGGAGCCUGUACUUUGGCGGGUUCGAUAGUGCCAAGCAGCUGCUGUUGAAGGGCCACGGUGGGGGAGGGAGAGGAGGAGAGGGAGGAAGAGGGGAUGGAGGAGAUGGAGGAGGAGAGGGAGGAGGGGCAGCGCUAGUAGGGGGAGGAACGAGUGGAGCAAAGAGUGAGGUGCUGGGCUUGCAAAGCCGAGGAGAGGCGAAGCAGGGCGAGCAGGGCCGGCAGGGGGAGGUGGAGGAGGAGUAG